Messenger RNA from Castor canadensis (American beaver), 1997 nucleotides. RefSeq names its product transmembrane channel like 7 (gene Tmc7). Gene Ontology annotation, molecular function: mechanosensitive monoatomic ion channel activity. NCBI's taxonomy places the organism in Eukaryota, Metazoa, Chordata, Mammalia, Rodentia, Castoridae. The record is from RefSeq and is a predicted model, not a curated record. Gene Ontology annotation, cellular component: plasma membrane.
CACUUUGCUGAAGCCGACAGACUCUUUCAGCUCCCAGCUCGAGGGGGGAGUCACAGAAAACCUCAACAGCCAAUCCAUUCGAAAGUAUGCACUGAACAUCUCUGAGAAGCGGAGGCUAAGGGACAUUCAGGAGACCCAGAUGAAGUACUUGUCGGAGUGGGACCAGUGGAAGCGGUACAGCAGCAAGUCUUGGAAGAGGUUCCUGGAGAAGACUCACGAGAUGAUGACCCACCUGGAGCUGUGGCGCAAGGACAUUCGCAGUAUAGAAGGGAAGUUUGGCACUGGGAUUCGGUCCUAUUUCUCUUUCUUGCGGUUCCUGGUGCUGCUGAACCUGGUGAUGUUCCUCAUCAUCUUCCUGUUGGUUUUGCUCCCGGUCUUCCUCACCAAGUUCAAAAUCACCAACAGCACCUUUGUGCUCAUCCCCUUCAAGGACAUGGAUAUCCAGUGCACGGUCUAUCCGGUCAGUAGUUCAGGACUCAUUUACUUCUACAGUUACAUCAUCGACUUGCUGUCUGGCACGGGUUUCUUGGAGGAGACCAGUCUCUUUUAUGGACACUACACCAUCGACGGGGUCAGGUUUCAGAACUUCACCUAUGACCUGCCUCUUGCCUACUUGAUCAGCACAAUUGCCUACCUGGCCCUGAGUCUCCUGUGGAUAGUGAAAAGGUCUGUGGAGGGGUUCAAGAUCAACCUGAUCCGGAGUGAGGAGAACGUGCAGAGUUACUGCAACAAGAUCUUCGCAGGCUGGGACUUCUGCAUCACAAACCGCAGCAUGGCGGAGCUGAGGCACAGCAGCUUGCGGUACGAGCUCCGAGCAGACCUGGAGGAAGAAAGAAUACGGCAGAAAAUAGCAGAGAGGACCUCCGAGGAGACGGUGCGCAUUUACUCCCUGAGACUGCUUCUCAACUGUGUUGUCCUGGCCGUUCUGGCCGCCUGCUUUUAUGCCAUCUACAUAGCAACCACCUUCUCGCAAGAGCACAUGAAGAAAGAAAUUGACCAGAUGGUUUUUGGAGAGAACCUCUUGGUCCUGUACCUCCCGUCCAUCGUGAUCACGCUGGCCAAUUUCAUCACUCCAAUAAUCUUCACCAAGAUCAUCCGCUACGAGGACUACUCCCCGGGCUUCGAGGUCCGCCUGACAAUUCUUAGGUGUGUGUUCAUGCGGCUGGCCACCAUCUGUGUGCUGGUGUUCACCCUGGGCUCCAAGAUCACGUCCUGCGAUGACGUCACGUGUGAGCUCUGCGGCUACAACCAGAGACUCUACCCAUGCUGGGAGACCCAGGUGGGGCAGGAAAUGUACAAGCUGAUGAUCUUUGACUUCAUCAUCAUCUUGGCUGUGACGCUCUUUGUGGAUUUCCCUAGAAAGCUCCUGGUGACCUACUGCUCGUCGUGGAAGCUGGUCCAGUGCUGGGGACAGCAGGAGUUUGCUAUCCCCGAGAACGUCCUGGGGAUCGUAUAUGGGCAGACUAUCUGCUGGAUUGGAGCCUUCUUCUCGCCCCUCCUGCCCGCGAUUGCCACCGUGAAGCUGAUUGUCAUCUUCCACGUGAAGGAGCUGAGUCUUCUUUACACCUGCAGACCUUCCCCGAGGCAGUUCAGAGCAUCCAACUCCAACUUCUUCUUCCUGUUGGUGUUGCUCAUCGGGCUAUGUCUGGCAGUAAUCCCUCUGACCAUCAGCGUGUCACGCAUCCCAUCCUCCAAAGCCUGUGGACCGUUCACCAACUUCAACACCACAUGGGACGUCAUCCCCAGCACGGUGAGCACCUUCCCUAGCUCGCUGCAGUCCCUGGUCCACGGCAUCACAUCAGAAGCGUUCGCAGUGCCCUUCUUCAUGAUCAUCUGCCUCAUCAUGUUCUACUUCAUCGCCCUGGCUGGAGCACACAAACGGGUGGUUGACCAGCUCCGAGAGCAGCUGUCCCUGGAAAGUCGUGACAAGCGCUAUCUGAUCCAGAAACUAACAGAAGCCCAGAAGGACACAAGGAACCAAGUUGCCUGAUGGUGAA